Messenger RNA from Phycomyces blakesleeanus NRRL 1555(-), 357 nucleotides. RefSeq lists its product as hypothetical. The transcript has 2 exons. The coding region runs from base 1 to 357 and encodes 118 amino acids. NCBI's taxonomy places the organism in Eukaryota, Fungi, Mucoromycota, Mucoromycetes, Mucorales, Phycomycetaceae. The record is from RefSeq and is a predicted model, not a curated record.
AUGAGAUUGUGGCUUUUGGAUAUCCAGUAUAUCUUCAGAGACAAUUGCUACAGUAUUGCUGACGUGGUUUCUCCUAAUUUUCAUAGUGCAAUCAAAAUUAUCUUCAGCUCUCUGACAUUGAUCGAAUCUUCUUUUUUGUUUCUUGUCCAAUAUAUGACUGUUUCAAUCAUCUGGGAUGAGACUAUCCAGCCCAAGUUGGAUGCUUCAAUAUGUAUUGUGAGUGUUGGUAGUGAUAGUAUUGGUUUUCUGAUUGCCAACCCAUUUGUGGCUUCUGCGUUUUUGACUCACCAGUUCAACUCCUUUUGUGCUUCCAAAGAUAAAGGGCAGCUUGCUUCCCAUCUUGUUGAUCUCGCUUGA